AUGUCGCCACACGCUGUUACGUACCAACUUCCGCGCAUCAAGCUCACAGCCGAACUAGAAGAGUUCGCCGUGACGAGUAACGCUUUCUUGCCUGAGCACAGUCCCCUCAAGCAAUUACCGGAUUCUUACUAUGAGCCAUGGGAGCUUGUUAUUCAGCACCUUCCCGCGUUGAUAAAGUACUUUGAUAUAAGACGUGCUGUUGAUACGCUUCCUGUUCUGUCAACGGAGAGAUUACGCUCGGAGGCCGAGUGGAGGAGGGCUUAUUCUAUCUUGGCGUUCUUGACGCAUGCUUAUGUUUGGGGUGGAGAGAAGCCUGCGCAGGUUCUUCCCCCACAAAUCACUGUUCCCUUCCUCGCUGUCUCACAACACCUCGAACUCCCUCCCGUUCUCUCAUACGCCGCUGCAAACCUAUGGAACUUCUCCUCCUCAAGCAACGACUUCACUGAUCUCGACCACCUCGACACCUUACACACCUUCACCGGCACAGAAUCAGAAAAAUGGUUCCUCCUCAUCAGUGUCGCCAUGGAAGCGCGCGCAGGCACCAUCAUCCCCAAAAUGAUGGAAGCCCUCGAAGCCGUCAAGACACGCGACUACGACGUUAUAAUCUCUGCUCUCGAACAACUAAAGUCUUGCAUCGACAGCGUUGGCGUUUUGCUAGAGCGCAUGUAUGAGAAGUGUGAUCCUAUGACGUUCUACUACAAGAUUCGUCCGUUUUUAGCGGGGAGUAAGAACAUGGAGGCAGCGGGCCUGCCCAAAGGCGUGUUUUACGAUGAAGGCAAUGGAAAAGGCGAGUGGCGACAUCUUCGCGGUGGGAGUAACGGCCAAAGCUCCCUUAUCCAAUUCUUCGAUGUUGUGCUGGGCGUAGAGCACAUAACCAGCGGUAACAACACCGAAAAAGCGGGUGAACGAAGCUAUCACGACAUAGUAAAAGACUACAUGCCAGGUCCUCACCGCCGGUUCCUGACACAUGUUGCUCGCAAGGGCAGUAUCCGCGAACUAGCAUCGCAAACACCCAGCACACCAGCCCAAGAACGUCUUCAAGCUGCUUUCACGGCUGCGACAGAGGCGCUCACGGUGUUUAGGAACAAGCAUAUACAGAUUGUGACGCGGUAUAUUAUCCUGCCGGCGAGGAGCGGGAGGAAGGAUGGACCGCAGAAUCUGGCGAGUAGUUCGUCGAAGAAGAAUGGGGAGGAGUUGACGGGGACGGGGGGCACGACGCUUGUGCCGUUUUUGAAGCAGUCGAGGGAUGAGACUAGUGAGGCUGGACGGUUGGAGUAA
Messenger RNA from Fusarium verticillioides 7600, 1278 nucleotides. RefSeq names its product indoleamine 2,3-dioxygenase. The transcript is spliced from 2 exons. Bases 1 to 1278 code for a protein of 425 amino acids. Gene Ontology annotation, cellular component: cytoplasm. Gene Ontology annotation, molecular function: indoleamine 2,3-dioxygenase activity; heme binding; metal ion binding. Gene Ontology annotation, biological process: 'de novo' NAD+ biosynthetic process from L-tryptophan. The record is from RefSeq and is a predicted model, not a curated record. Lineage: Eukaryota; Fungi; Ascomycota; Sordariomycetes; Hypocreales; Nectriaceae.